This is a messenger RNA of Girardinichthys multiradiatus, 1192 nucleotides long. RefSeq names its product fumarylacetoacetate hydrolase domain containing 2A (gene fahd2a). The record is from RefSeq and is a predicted model, not a curated record. The transcript is spliced from 8 exons. Gene Ontology annotation, molecular function: hydro-lyase activity. NCBI's taxonomy places the organism in Eukaryota, Metazoa, Chordata, Actinopteri, Cyprinodontiformes, Goodeidae. The coding region runs from base 140 to 1105 and encodes 321 amino acids.
AGAAGCAGUCAUUAAAACGACAAUAAAACGUCAGUUUUAGACUGAUAUAUAUCUAUUUUUUAACCGAACUGACAUAACGGACUACAAAAGCUGACCGGAAGUAACUAGUGGCAGCGUUUCCUUGUGCAGAACCGUGGAGAUGAGACUUCCUCUUCGCUCCUGUUGCAUCUUCACGAGUUUAAUCCCUCAGAAACAAACGACAGACGUACAUCGGCGAGGCUUAAGUGGUGCAGCAAUGCGUUUGGUGCAGUUUCGUCGCAGUGGUUAUGCCGAUGGCGUCAGAGUUGGAGUGGAGCAAGGCGAGGGACUAGGUGUGGUGGAUCUGAAGGCGUUCGACCCCUCUAUGCCUUCAACUGUGAGAGAGCUGCUGCAGCUGGGAGACAAAGGUCUGGAAUGUGCACAAAGAACACUGGCGUCUGGUCAGUUUGUGGUCGACAGAGCGAACAUCCAGCUAUUAUCCCCCAUUUUGGCCCCAGAGAAAGUUGUGUGUGUGGGCAUGAACUACCGAGACCACUGUCUGGAGCAGAAUGCCCCCAUCCCUAAAGAACCUAUAAUCUUCAGCAAGUUCCCCAGUGCUAUCACAGGACCGUACGAUGACAUCGUUCUUCCCCCAGAGAGCCAGGAGGUGGACUGGGAGGUGGAGUUGGCCUUUGUGAUUGGGCGAAGAGGAAAAUGCAUCAAGGAGGAAGAUGCUCUCUCCUAUGUGGCCGGGUUCACUGUGGCCAAUGACGUGAGCGCUCGUGAUUGGCAGAUGAAGCGCAACGGGCAGCAGUGGCUGCUGUCGAAGACAUUUGACAGCUUCUGCCCCCUUGGACCCGCCUUAGUAACCGCUGAUGCUGUGAAAGAUCCUCAUAACUUGGGUAUCCGCUGCCUUGUUAACGGGGACACUGUGCAGAGCAGCAACACCAGUCAGAUGAUCUUUAAGACAGCAGCGUUGAUUGCUUGGGUCUCAAAGUUUGUGACGCUAACUCCAGGAGAUGUGUUCCUGACGGGAACUCCUCCAGGUGUGGGCGUUUUCAGGAAUCCACCCGUCUUUCUUAAGAAAGGGGAUGUGGUGGAGUGCCAGAUAGACCAGCUUGGCUCCAUCAUCAACAAGGUGAUUUAAGCUCUUCAGCAGGAAACCAUGAAGGCACAUCAACUGUUCAAUAAAUUACUUUUUUUCCACACAAAUUAAAGAACCUGCAGUAAGUUA